AGUCAUAUGUCACAAUAAAUUCGAAAUUCGGGAAUUAUUUCGCGUGGACGUGGAAAUGUUCAUUGUUUUAUUAAAUUAGAAAUAGAAAGAAUAAUUAAAUCAUGAGUGACAAAGAUGCCCAAAACUGUCCCCCAGGCGACCAACCACAAGAAAAGUCCGCUAAACAAUUGGAAAAAGAAGCUAAAAAGGCUGCUAAAUUAGAAAAACUUAAAGCCAAAUUGGAUAAGAAAAGUACUGCGCCAGCUGCACCAAAAGAAAAAGCUGAGAAAAAAGUUAAAGAAACAAAGGAAAGUGCAGUAUAUACAGCAAAUACUGCACCUGGAGACAAAAAAGACAUCAAUGGUCCUAUGCCAGACGCUUACAGCCCCAAGUAUGUUGAGGCUGCAUGGUAUUCAUGGUGGGAGAAGCAAGGAUUCUUCAAACCUGAGUACGGGAAAAAGUCUGUAUUGGAGCCAAACCCCAAUGGUCAAUUUAUUAUGGUCAUUCCACCACCAAAUGUGACAGGGAGCUUGCAUCUCGGCCAUGCUCUCACAAAUGCCGUUGAAGAUGCUAUUACCAGAUGGCACAGAAUGAAUGGUCGAACAACUCUUUGGAAUCCCGGCUGCGAUCACGCCGGUAUCGCGACGCAGGUUGUGGUGGAGAAGAAGUUAUGGAGAGAGGAGAAGAAGACAAGACAUGAGCUGGGUAGAGAGGAGUUUAUCAAGCGUGUCUGGAAAUGGAAAGAAGAAAAAGGUGGCCGAAUCUAUGAACAGCUGCGUUCGCUUGGUUCAUCCCUAGACUGGUCGAGAGAACGGUUCACAAUGGACCCGGUGAUGUGCCGAGCUGUGAAUGAAGCAUUCAUUCGUUUACAUGACUCCGGUGAUAUAUACCGGGCUAACAGACUCGUGAACUGGUCGUGUACUUUGAAGAGCGCCAUCUCCGAUAUUGAAGUGGACAAAGUGGAAUUGCCUGGACGUACUAUGUUGUCUAUUCCGGGUUACGAUAAUAAAGUGGAAUUUGGUGUGCUGGUGCACUUCGCCUAUCGAGCUGAAGAUGGCGGUGCUGAAGUGGUGGUGGCCACCACUCGUGUUGAGACCAUGCUGGGUGACGUGGCUGUAGCCGUGCAUCCCAAUGAUGAGAGAUACAAGAGUUUAAUAGGCAAGAUGCUGGUCCAUCCAAUUCUGAACAGGAAGCUGCCUGUGAUCGCUGACGAGUACGUCGACAUGACUUUUGGAACUGGUGCCGUGAAAAUAACGCCCGCCCACGAUCAGAACGACUAUGAGAUCGGGAAGCGGCACAAUCUGCCCUUCAUCAACAUAUUCGACGACGAGGGCAAGCUGCUGGACAAUUGUGGACCUUUCUCGGGCAAAAAGCGUUUCGACGUUCGCCGCGAGAUAAUUAAAGUGCUAGAAGAGAAGAAAUUGUACCGCGAGACGAAAGACCACGCGAUGGUGGUGCCGCUCUGCAGCCGCUCCAAGGACGUGGUGGAGCCCAUGCUGAAGCCGCAGUGGUAUAUACGCUGCGACAAAAUGGCCGCGGACGCGAUCCAAGCGGUGAAAAAUGGCGAUCUGAAGAUAAUACCGGAUUCCCACGAGAAGACCUGGUACCACUGGAUGGAGAACAUACGGGACUGGUGCAUCUCGCGCCAGCUCUGGUGGGGCCACCAGAUACCCGCGUACCGGGUAACUGUGCCGGAAAAGGGCAGCGAGGCGAGCGCGGGCGGCCGGCCGCAGCGGCGGCGCACGCGCACGGGGCGGCGCAAGGCGGCGCGCCGCGUGCGCCCGCGCGCGCGCCCGCCGCACAUUCCUCAGACUGAAGAACUUUGGGUAUCAGCGCACUCGCAGGCGGAAGCGUUGCAAAAAGCAUCGGCGAAGUACAACGCCCCAGUGGAGGACAUAACCCUGAAGCGAGAUGAUGAUGUACUGGACACCUGGUUCUCGUCAGGGCUGUUCCCGUUCGCUAUAUUCGGCUGGCCGGAUAAUACUGAUGAUUUGAAGGCUUUCUACCCGACAACAUUGCUGGAGACUGGCCAUGACAUCCUGUUCUUCUGGGUGGCGAGGAUGGUCUUCUUUGGCCAGCGGCUUAUGGGCAAAUUACCUUUCAAGGAAGUCUACCUCCACCCCAUGGUGCGGGACGCGCACGGCCGGAAGAUGUCCAAAUCGCUGGGCAACGUGAUAGAUCCGGUGGACGUGGUGACCGGCAUCACGUUGGAACAGCUGCACGAUCAGCUCGCCGAGUCGAACCUGGAUCCCCGGGAGGUGGAGAAGGCCAAGCUGGGACAGAAGCAGGACUACCCCAAUGGGAUACCGGAGUGCGGGACUGAUGCGCUUAGGUUCGCCCUCUGCGCAAUGACGCAGGGCCGCGACCUGAACCUGGACAUCCUGCGCGUGCAGGGCUACCGGUUCUUCUGCAACAAGCUGUGGAACGCCACCAAGUUCGCGCUCAUGUACUUCCCGAAGGACACUGUUUAUGAGGUGCACGCGCCCGGCCCGCUACCGGAGGAGCUGUCGAUGGUGGACAAGUGGAUGAUGUCCAGGUUGGCGGUGGCCGUGAGCAAAGUGAACGAGGGUUUCAGAAACUACGACCUCCCGUCGGCCACCACGCACUGCUACAAUCUGUGGCUGUACGAUCUGUGCGACGUGUACUUGGAGUACCUGAAGCCGGUGUUCGCGCAGGGCUCCGCCCACGAGCAGGGCGCCGCGCGGCGCACGCUGUACACGGCGCUGGAGUGCGGCCUCAAGCUGAUCAGCCCGUUCAUGCCGUUCGUCAGCGAGGAGCUUUACCAGCGGCUGCCGCGGCGACACGCGGCCAGCCCGUCCGUGUGCGUCGCGCCUUAUCCCACCGAUGCGGACACACCAUGGCAGUGCAAGGAGUUGGAAUCAGAUGUGGAGCAAGUGAUGAAGAUGGUCCACGCGAUCCGGUCCACCAGGUCGGAGUACACCAUUCCGAAUAAGACCAAAACUGAUGUCUAUCUUGUACUUAGCGAUGACAUGCAACAUUUGAAAGAGGUGUUCCAAAAGAUGGAAUGUCUCGCCAACAGUCGGUUCGUGGCAGGCGCGCCGCCGAGCGGCUGCUCUAUCCUGCCGAUAUCGGAUAAAAUUGAAGUGCAUCUGUUCUUGAAGGGUCUAAUCGACGCGGAAAAAGAAAUAACGAAACUUGAGAAGAAGAAAGACAAUUUGGAGCAAUCGUUGAAAAAGUUAAAACAAGCGAUGUCCGUAGACGACUACGCUAACAAAGUCCCCGCGGAUGUACAAAAGGCCAACUCGGAGAAACUCGUACAAACUGAAGGCGAAAUAGACAAACUCAAUAAAGCUAUACAAACGUUGAAAAUAUUCUAAAUGUAAUGAAUUAGUGAAAAUCUUUAUGUAUAUUUCGUUUCACUUGCAUUUGAUUGUUUGAUAUUAAAGCGUUCAAGGUCACGUUCUAUGUAAGCUAUUUAUUGCCCAUUUUUUAUAAUAAAUGAUUUUUACAUCAA
Messenger RNA from Zerene cesonia (dogface butterfly), 3454 nucleotides. It is a transcript of the gene ValRS, whose product is annotated as valine--tRNA ligase. Bases 102 to 3317 code for a protein of 1071 amino acids. The record is from RefSeq and is a predicted model, not a curated record. Gene Ontology annotation, biological process: valyl-tRNA aminoacylation. The transcript has 21 exons. Lineage: Eukaryota; Metazoa; Arthropoda; Insecta; Lepidoptera; Pieridae. Gene Ontology annotation, molecular function: aminoacyl-tRNA deacylase activity; valine-tRNA ligase activity; ATP binding. Gene Ontology annotation, cellular component: cytosol.